Messenger RNA from Thalassophryne amazonica, 3741 nucleotides. RefSeq names its product SRY-box transcription factor 4b (gene sox4b). The record is from RefSeq and is a predicted model, not a curated record. Lineage: Eukaryota; Metazoa; Chordata; Actinopteri; Batrachoidiformes; Batrachoididae. Gene Ontology annotation, biological process: anatomical structure morphogenesis; positive regulation of transcription by RNA polymerase II; cell differentiation. Gene Ontology annotation, molecular function: RNA polymerase II cis-regulatory region sequence-specific DNA binding; DNA-binding transcription activator activity, RNA polymerase II-specific.
GACUGGAGGGCUGCUUGAAACUUCACUGCAGGUUUACAGAUGGAAGGAGGGCAGUGUAACUGCUCAAAGUGGGAGAAAAGAGCUGAGUGCGCUUUAAAGUGAGGAGGGACAGAAAGAGUUCCACGCUGUCCCGGGCAGCAUGGUGCAGAAGAUGAGCCACAUAGAGAGCACCGCCGAGGCGCUCUCCUUCUUCGCCGGGGACUCCAGCUCCGACUCCGGGGCGUGCAUGGACCUGGACGCGGCCGCCGCCUCGCCUCUGUCUCCGGGCUCCGCGGCGUCCUCCGACAACCCGGCGUGGUGCAAAACCCCCAGCGGCCACAUCAAGCGGCCCAUGAACGCUUUCAUGGUGUGGUCGCAGAUCGAGAGACGGAAGAUCAUGGAGCAGUCCCCCGACAUGCACAAUGCGGAGAUCUCCAAGCGGCUGGGGAAGCGCUGGAAGCUGCUGCGAGACAGCGACAAGAUCCCCUUCAUCCGGGAGGCGGAGCGGCUCCGGCUCAAGCACAUGGCGGACUACCCCGACUACAAGUACCGGCCCCGGAAGAAGGUGAAGUCGUGCGCCUCCAAGCCGGGAGGCGGCGGGGAGAAAGUGAGCAGUGGAAAGACCUCCUCUCGUCCUCUGCGAGGGAAAAGCGGAUCCAAGUCGCCCAGCAGCAGCCGGAGCCACAAACCGGCGUGCGUCAGCGCCAAAGCGGCACAAUUUGGCUCCGAUCAGCCGUCGGAGCUUCACCACAACUCCCUGUACAAGUCCAGAGUCGCCUCCUCGGCGGAGGCCAGGAAGCCCAAGCGUGUGUGCGCCUUCGGGGCCGCGGUGAGCGUCAGCCCCGCGUCUUCCGCGGCGGUUCCAGCCAGCCCGACGCUCAGCAGCUCGGCGGAGUCCAGCGACCCGUUCAGUCUGUACGAGGAAGGCGCGGACGCUCCGGCAGGGACUCCGGCGCGCUACGGCGGCCACACGUACAGCAGCAGCAGCAGCAGCAGCAGCAGCAGCCGGCGGGCCUCCUCACCCACUCCCUCCGGCUUCCACUCCUCCUCCUCCGCCUCGUCCUCCUCCUCCUCAUCGGAGGACGAAGAGUUCGAGGACGACUUGCUCGAUGUGAACCCGAGUCCCAGCUUCGACGACAUGUCGCUGGGGAGCUUCGGCUCCUCGGUGCUGGACAGAGACUUGGAUUUAAACUUUGAAUCCGGCUCCGGCGGGUCCCACUUCGAGUUCCCCGACUACUGCACGCCGGAAGUGAGCGAGAUGAUCUCCGGUGACUGGCUGGAGUCCACCAUCUCCAACCUGGUGUUCACCUAUUGAGCCGAAAAGAAGAAAGGUGCGAAAAAAAAAAAAAAAAAAAAAAAAAAGUGAUCGCAGCCCGGCGGGCUUUGUGACGCAGCAGCGGUGGGUUCGAACCCGCGUCCUCUCGGAAGGCUAAACUUUUUUUUUUUCCGGCUGUGUGGACUGUUGGAAGAUGAACUUAACUGUGAUUGAUUUGCACGUGCGCCUAAUCAAUGUUAUUUUCGAUGUUAAAAAAAACAACAAAAAACAAAAAAAGGGACAUUUCACAACUUUUUUUACCAAUCGCCAAGUGAACUUCACCACUAAAAAGGUACACAAAUAAGACUUUUUACAUGCGACAUUUUUAUUGUGAUGUGUCACCUGGAGGGAUUUUUUUAAACGAAACCGAGGUGGGUUGAUGUGUUUUUUUUUUAUUUUUAAUUAUUUUAAAGUGGAUUUUUUUUUUUCCAAGAAAAAAAAAGUUAAGCAUGAGCUGACUUUGUUUGUAUCUUGUGCUGAGAUUUUUCUGUGAGAAGCAGUUUUAGUAUUAGGAUUAUUUAAAUGAUAGGUGGCGCUCGCUUCGGUUCUUCUCUUUAAAAAAAAAAGACAUUGAACUAAUCACCAGCUGUUGUAAUUUCUUCAGGAUUCAAAAGCAAACUUCAAAUCUGUGCUGAACUUUAUACACGUUGUUCUCUGAUUCAGGACCAAAAUUGUUCAUUUCUGAUAGGUUUAGAGAUUUUUUUCUCCAUUCCCGAUUGUUUUUUUUUUUUUUUUUUGUAUACAUUUAUUCAGAUGCCAUUUUAUACGGGAUGUUUGUAUUUAUAUACUGGGCCAAGCAUUUUUUGACACCUUAUUUCAAGCAUACAUGAUUUACGUUUUUAUUUUCUUUCUUUUUUUUUUUUUUAAAUAAAUAUUACAGGGUUGUCUGUCACAUUUCUUUCUCAGGCGAAGGGCUAGAGUUUUAAAAACACACUUUUUAGUUUCUUUUUUUAUAUUUAAAUGAACACACUUUUGGACAUUUUAAGAGAGGAAACAGUUUGUUUAUUUUCUCAGUGUAUUUUUGUACAAAUCUAUAUAGAAAAUAGGGAAGUCAAAUCGGUGUGGUGUAGCCUACUAAUACAGCUGUAUUGGAUUUCCUUUUUCUUUUCUUUUUUUUAAACGUCUUGUUUGUUUUUGUUUUUAACAUGCUGUCUUCACGUGCUCGGGGUAAGCUCGUACUUUCCUGUUAUUGCCUGCUUUGCUGGAAGAACUGCUCCAAGAGGCGAUCACAGUGUGGUGCCUGUUUUGUACAUUUUAAAAAGUACCCAGUUAAUUUGCAACGUUAUGACAGAGCUUGGUGAAUAUGUUUUUUGUUUGUUUUAAUAUACCAGCAAAUGUUCACAAGACUUUGUUUUGUUAAAUGCCUGAACAUUUCACAGUCUCGAAUGCAGGCGUGAGAUACAUGAACUGAGGUAGGAAUGUUAGUUUUCCAACAGCACCUGAAUGCAGCAUCAGUUGACUCAGCCUCCCUUCUACGUUUACAGCGCCAGUUUGCUGACGUCUUAAAGGCACAGGACCACAUUGUUUCCAGAGGCUUUUCCUGUGGCACGUUUUUUUUUUUUUUUUGCUGCAUUUUAAUAAUAAAAAAAAUCCACUUCCUUUAAAAAAAAAACAAAACAAAAAAAAAAACAAAAAAUACUUUUUUUUCCUGUUAAACAUUUUGCCUAUGACAACAAACGAGGAGAUUGUAGCUUUAAAUUUGACUUGUUUCUUGAUGUUUUUAUUGAUGUCAAAUUCACCGAUCAACCACUGGAUUGAACACGCUGUCGAUUAUAUAGCAAGCAAGGAUGAGAACAUCAAGCAUAUUCAAAUUUCUUACUUGAGUUCCGCAACAGUUGUACUGCGUUUCUCAUUGUAUUUGAAUAUAUAAUCUUUUCUACUUGUCAGCUGUUAGCUAAUAAUUGUUUUAGUAUCUUUAUGGCAUGGUGACUAGCAUUUGUAUUUCAGAUUCAGGUUAUUAGCUGUUGUGUUUUUCAGAAAAAAAGUCAAGGAAAAAAAAAUUAAAAACAAUGAACCGUGAAUUUGAGCUUUGUAUAUUGACUGUAUCAUAAAGCAAAAAGAUUGUGUGUUUAUGUAUGUUGUUGCUAUUGUGGACAGGCACUGUCUCGAACUGCGAUCUUUUACACAUCCAUACUUAUGUUUAAGGUGGUCAGUUCAGAAUUCUUUUUAUAUAUAUAUAAAAAUAUAAAUAUAAAUGAAAUCAUUUUUAAAUAUAUUAACUUUAUUUUUCAUCCAUCCUGUGCAAUAUGCUGUGUAGAAUUAUCAUUUAUUGUCUCUAAUCAUGCCAUAAGCCAAGGGCCCGUCCUUUUUUUGCGCCUUGGAGAAAGGGGAGGGGCUAAACUCAUGCCAGCUAAAGCGUGUCCAUUCACUGCCUGUCAGAUUGUUGAUAUAAACUUGUGUACAGAACUUUUUUCAAGGAAGGAAAUAAAUAUCAGCUGGAACUGAAA